UCUGAAGUCCUUUCUUGAUGUAAUGGGUUAUGGUUUUAUGGUUAUAUAGUAUAUUAUUAUAUAGAUUCUAACCGGUUUCUGAAAUGUUUAAACAAAUUGCGGGAUUAUCUGCAUCAUGUAAAUCAUGUCAGAUUUUAUCGGGUACAUUGAAAAAAGCUGCCAUGGUAUAUCCUAAAGUGAUUCAAUGUCAGGAUAGUCAAGCAUUUAGUAGUAGCACCGCCACAAAAAAAUGGGAUUUAUACAGUGCUGUUUGCUUAGAACGUCAUCCAGUAAUAGUACAACCGAUGCAAGACAUGGAACAAAAAUUUUAUAAUUUAUUAAAGAGGAUUGAAUAUGAGAAUAGUUUCAAAAGUGAUCAUGAAUUAAGAGUGGAGAAAGAGGAAAAGCUAAAAAAUUCAAGUGAAGAUGUAGAAAAGAGAGACAUUUUAAUACAAACUGCACAGGACUUUGAAGAUAGUAGUCAAGAAGAAUUGAAUAAUUUUACAUUUGCGCCAAUAAUUACAAAAUUUGAUGAACAAAAUAUAACAUCAACUUUAAAAUGGAAAUUGGACAAAAAUCUACUUUUAUUAAUACAACAAAAAGUGGGUAAUACAUAUUAUUGGAUACCUCCUCAAGGUAUUCGAAAGGAAGGAGAGACCAUGAGACAAACUGCAGAAAGAGUAUUACAAGAUAUAUGUGGUACAGAAAUAAAAGCCAAGUUUUAUGGCAAUGCACCUAUUGGAUUUUAUAAAUACAAAUAUCCCAAGAAAUUUAAUGAGCAAGGAAUUUAUGGUGCUAAAAUAUUUUAUUUUUUAGCAAAAUAUAUAGAUGGAAAUGUUGUUAGUAAUGUAAAAUAUCAAUGGUUAGAUGAUACAGAAUUCAAAAAAGUUUUACCCCUUGGAAUGCAAAAAAGUAUCUCACAAUUUAUGUUGUUUACUUAAAUAAUAAUAUAAUAAAAUUAAAUUAAAGCAC
Molecule: messenger RNA, 951 nt
Organism: Nylanderia fulva
Lineage: Eukaryota; Metazoa; Arthropoda; Insecta; Hymenoptera; Formicidae
Gene: mRpL46
Product: mitochondrial ribosomal protein L46
Cellular component (GO): mitochondrial large ribosomal subunit
Molecular function (GO): structural constituent of ribosome
Source: RefSeq, a predicted model, not a curated record